GAUUCCGAAUUAUGUAUAUCUCUCGGUCUGAGCCUCCAAUACUUGAGAGUCUCCGUAGUCUGUUGGUUAGCUGCAAUGUGUCAUCAUCUAUACGCUACAGUGGCAUCCGUGCCGUGUCGCGAUGACCCACCGACUUAUCUCAAGUACAGUGUAUUUGCAUGGGGAGCACCGCUGAUAACGCUAGUAGGAGCUGUCUACAUCCAGAGCAAGGAGAGCAGUGAUCUGUGGAACAUCAAGGAUUUAACGCCAUUCAACUGCUGGUUUCUCGGCUCUCGAGCGACAGUCUACACUUACGGUCUACCGAUUGUUCUACUUCUACUUAUCUCGGGUUAUUAUCUUCUCAAAGCGGCCAUUGUUGCACGAUAUACAUGCAGUAUGCAAUUGGACGUGAAGCAACGAGAUAAAAUGAAAAGGCGACGGGCUCUACAAUUGAUGCUAUUUCUCAAGAUUUGCCUAACGGUGGGUCUCAUUGCGGGCUGUGGAAUAGCAUCCAGAGUGUGGAGAGUGCCCGUACUCUGGGCUAUUUUCUGCACCGGACAUUCACUACAGGGGCUUGCUGUUGCACUGUCAGUGGCAUGUAACUGUCGUGUCCUGAAUGUCUACGCUAGGAAACCAAAGCAAUCUAAACAACAGAUCGCUAAAUCGACCAGCAUGCAACUACUGGCACCGCAUCCAGAUCCGGUUUAAUAGGUACAAAUGAGUCAAACUUUUUUCUAUAUUCUAUCCAAAUUGGAAAGCCAAAGAAACAAAAAUCAAAAAUUGAAAGGAAAAAACGAAAGAAUCGAGAAUCAAAACAAACAGCAAAUAUUUUUUAUAUAGACUUGAUGGUUUCAACCAUUUAUUGUAAUUAACGAUUGAAUAAUUUAUCAUCUACAAUUGAAGGAUGAAAUUUCCAUUUGCAAACAAUAUUUUAAUCAAUAAAUUAAUCAAUUACUAAUGCUGUAGUGAAUGGAGAUAUAUUCAAUGAUGAGAUGAAAACAACAUUAAGACAAUGUCCUCAACUCUGCGAAAAUGAUCUCAGUUUUAUCAUUUUGCACACUUGGCUGUAAAUAAAUUGACUCUGCGUAGUUUUACAUAUCAAAAUGGGAUAAAUUAAAUAACCAACUGUUGUUGAUUUACGUUAAUUGUAAUGACGAAGGUGGGUUUGAAGCGUCACAAAUUCAUCCAAUACCCAAAAGGAUAUAAACGGUAUUAGCGUCGACAGCAACAGACAGCAUAUACACACGGGCUCUUGAUUCUAAACCCAGUCGAGUAAUACCAAUUUGCAUAUCCAACAUCUGCCCUCUGACCUUACGCAUAAUUAUACUAUUCCAAUCAAACUUGAUGGCGACACAUUUAGGUGUCUUCAUCACUGAACAUUGUAUGAAGAAAAUUUAAUGUAUUCAUGACAUUAAAACUAUUUUGAAACCAA
Messenger RNA from Diachasma alloeum, 1411 nucleotides. Its product is annotated as latrophilin-like protein LAT-2. Gene Ontology annotation, biological process: G protein-coupled receptor signaling pathway; cell surface receptor signaling pathway. Gene Ontology annotation, molecular function: G protein-coupled receptor activity. Gene Ontology annotation, cellular component: membrane. NCBI's taxonomy places the organism in Eukaryota, Metazoa, Arthropoda, Insecta, Hymenoptera, Braconidae. The record is from RefSeq and is a predicted model, not a curated record.